Polistes dominula (European paper wasp) is the source of this 1076-nucleotide messenger RNA. RefSeq lists its product as uncharacterized. NCBI's taxonomy places the organism in Eukaryota, Metazoa, Arthropoda, Insecta, Hymenoptera, Vespidae. The record is from RefSeq and is a predicted model, not a curated record.
AUGAUUAAUUGUAAAGAUAUUGAUAAAUCUUCUAAUAUCGUUGAAACAUUAACAGCAUCAUCAAUCUUACGUAAAAAUAAUGAACGAUACUCAACUGAUAAAAAUAUGUUUAAAGAAAAAGAAGUACAUAGACGAGCGCACGAACGCGCUCAGGCGUAUCUCGAAGAGAAACAAAUUUUAAAACUUUUCAACUUUCUAAUCGGUCAUCUUCUCGUAGAGGAACCACCUGAUCCAAUUCAAUACCUCGAAAAACUUCUUAAGGAAUGUAUAUUGUACAGAUCAGGCAUGAAAAAGCCACCAUUAUUAUUUCAAACAAGGCAUAUUCGAAGUAUAUUUCGAUCGCUUGGUCCAGACGAUUGCAAUACUAUUUCUUUAGAUAAAUAUACAACAGGUAUGACCAUAUUAGGAAUCUGUGAUUACGAACCAAAUCCUUUCGAGUGUAUGCCUGGACACGUCGACUGGCAUACAUUUAAAAAAGAAGCGAGGCGAUGUUUGGAUAAAGCUCUUGACGAUAUGAUUGGCAAAGAAAGAAAUGAUUUAUCGUAGAAAAAAAUGCUUUUCAUAUUCUUUGCAUCAACAUAAAAAAUUGUAAUUCAAAAAGUUAGAUUGAAACCCGCCAAUUCAAACGUAUUUAAAUCAAUCGAAAUUAAUUCCAAAUUUCUCUGCUUGGUGGCGCACUCGUCGAAUAUAAAGCCCUUUCCGCCUCAUACCCUAACGUCAGUUAGAUUAGUCGUGUGCAGCACGCAAGUAGUAGUAGUGUUGGGUGCCAUUGUGCAAGCAACUCUGUCGAGUAUACCUGCGUCUGUAUUUGCGCGUAAGACAAUUAUUAUAACAAAGUAACGAAGGAUAUUUAUUUAAGAAGAAACAACGAACAACGUAUGGAGAAAGAAGACAAGUUUUAUCGCAGAUGCAGUUUUGAUAAUUUCAUAAUAACCAAACAUACUUAUAAAAGCAAGAAAUACAUCUUCGUCGAUUGUGUUGUACGCAAUACACACGUGUGUUGCCUCGAGCUCGAUAGCUAUACUAUACAUAUACACAAUGCGAUGUGAUCGCCGAUGAUACGCAACGAAAUCAUA